Molecule: messenger RNA, 2379 nt
Organism: Aspergillus aculeatinus CBS 121060
Lineage: Eukaryota; Fungi; Ascomycota; Eurotiomycetes; Eurotiales; Aspergillaceae
Exons: 1
Coding region: 199-2202 (667 amino acids)
Source: RefSeq, a predicted model, not a curated record
GCAGCCUAGACACUUCGAACAGUUUGGAGCUGAGGAUGAAAAGAUGAUGUCCUGACAAUCACUUACUUCGGAAGCUAUGAGGGUCACUCUACAAUACGAAAAUUCCCCCAUUCUCUGCCAGAUGCAGCCAGUGCCAAGCUGCUGCACCCUUGAAUUCCCCCUAUCCGAACGAUCAAUGAAUGCAUCAUCAUUUCACCGAUGCCACCUCGUCGCCCAAUAUCCCCGCUCUCCUUCGAUUCAUGCUCGCUACCCCCACCGGACAGUGACCUCGACACUCUUGCUGGCUCCGAUGACGACUUAGAUCCUACUGAGCGUCUGGCUCGACAUCGGAGAAUUGAGAAGCUUGCUGAAGCUUAUCUACAGGGCUCACCGCUUUUUCUUUUGUCUGCAUCGCUUCGAGGACCUUUCGACAAUGGAUGGGUCAAUCCUUGGAGAAAGGAUCGGUGCAGGCAUGGCGGAUCGGAGGGUACCGAGGAUGAGAAUAAAAAACGGCCAGUGAUCCCGGAGACGAAUCCGCGAAAACGACCACUAUACCACCACGAGUCUCGUGAUACACAACGCUCGCAACCUUCCACUCAACAUCCCGAGACAAUUCCGAAUCUUGAAUCCGGGAAGAAUUCGACCACAGGAUCCUCUAACAAACGAGCGCGGGGCAACAGCAGAGAUAUACGAGUUGCAAGCGCCACACCAAAAGAUACAUUUGUCUCCAAGGGCCACCCGUCUCCACACACAAACAGAGGUUGGCUGAAGAAGGACUGUGCCGGAAUUGGGUUUCGAACUGUCAAUCCGCCGACAUCCCCUACGGCAACUAUAUCGUCUCGCCGUCAGGGAGCAAAGGACAACAUCAUACAAGUACCCGCGACUGACUACCGAUGGGCAGUCAGGGAUCAUCGGAAAGAUCUUGAUCACUUGCGUGAGGACAAACGUGAUGUUCAUCGUGUACCGGACAGUGUCAAGGUUCCUGCCUUCAAGGAGCAGCGCAGUAGUCAAUCUGAUCCCCAAGGAAUUUCUUCCGAUGCAGCAAACCAGGAAGGCUCGCUUUAUGUCCUUUCCUCGUCCUCGCACCUGCCGAAAUUCGAGUACCGGCGCGCAAAGACCUCCGGACACGGCAAGCAGGAGGCCGAGUCUACGUCUGCGCAUCAGAAGCAAGAAGAUAGUCCCAAUCAAAUCGAUAUGGCUGAGGACAACGACCAUCAAUGCCAUGAUAACCAACCCUCGCACGGCGCAUCUCCGGAAGACGCUAUCCGGCUCGACUCGCCCGAUCCCCCUGCCGCAAAUGAGAAAAGUGCGCCUGCUUCUCAGUCGCAGGUUACAGACGAAGUGCAGGUCACAGAUGCUGCUACAUCUCAAGUCAUCUCAUCGACAGAGGGGGCAUCUUCCAACAUCGAGCAUGUAGCGGCAAACGUGAGUGGCAAAUUACCCUCAGCGCAACAUAACCCCCUGAAUCCAGCCAUUACGCACAACGCUACCUCGCUACAUACGAUCUCUGCCGCAAAGGCUCAUACUCAGAGUGACGAAGAGACUAUUCCCGACCCGCAGUUCAAUACACAGGCCGCUCUUCUUCACGCCCAGAUAUCAUUUCAGAAAGACCUCGAAAGCCCAGAAAAUACUCCUGGUCGGGCUGCAAACCCAAAUUCUAUAUCUCGCAAUGAUAUCACGCCGUUUUGCAGAGUGGCUACACCCGGUGGGCUCGAGAACAUGCCAGGCAACAAGGCACCUGGGACGAUGAAAGGCCCCGUGAUGAGCACACAAUACCUCAUUGACGCCGUCACGCCAUUCACGCUCAGUACUGAGAAGAGGUCUAAACCUCGAUUUUUGACUCCACAAUAUCCUGAGUCUAGCACUAAGCCAGGAAGAUCGUCUUUCGAGGGGGCGUUAUCCUCCCCCAUCCCGGACUAUGCCAACGACGAGAGCCUCAAUAUUGAAUCAUCUCAGCCGCCGGAUCAUGCGGAUCUCUUAGAUCCCACUCAGGGAGAAGAUUUGGAGAUGACCUUCUCCGGAACUAUGCCUACCACGGGUGAGGACGGUCAGGGAGGCGCGAUGGGUGCUGAAAGUUUCAACCUCAACGAAGCAAUUGCUGAGGCCGGGAGCUGGUUAAAGGAAAGCUUCGACAUAGGUCAGGAAAUCAAACGAUGCGCACAUCCGAAUAAGAAGGGGUCAUCCUCCGGCACUGGCCCAUCAGCGGUAAGCCUAGAUGCUUAAGAAGAUCAUUGAUGGUGACUUGGUUUAGAAGACGAUCACGGCAAUCACUUGCUUGUGGCGCCACGAGGCGGUCUUGGUUCUCUGGUAGUCUUCUUGUACAUUGAGCUAUUUCUUUUUUCUUUCCCCCUUUUUUGCGGGCAUAGCUUUCAUGCGGGCUUCAUAGCGACAUAGACGCAC